Molecule: messenger RNA, 2053 nt
Organism: Oldenlandia corymbosa var. corymbosa
Lineage: Eukaryota; Viridiplantae; Streptophyta; Magnoliopsida; Gentianales; Rubiaceae
Source: the annotation of a GenBank genome assembly
GUUUGACCCUAAAGCACAUUUUAGUACUCCUACUAUAUAUAAGAUUGAAUCGAUUGAGUGAUUGAAGGCACAAAAUUGGAAUUCCGGAUUAUUUUAUAAUGAUGAAUCGAAAAGCUUAAACCCCCCUGAGUUCCCAUCUUCUAGGGUUUAAGGUUUUGCCCUCCCAAUUUACCCGCCCUUCAGAAAUGGCCACCGCCACACUCCGAUGUUUGUUCUCGAGAACGACCACCCGAACGCUGUCUCCCUCUUUUUUCUCUUGUCGUUUUGCUCAAUCCUCCUCUACGCCGCUCCGGGCUCUCCAUUCUUUCUUCUACAGAAAUUUCAAUUCCAGAAACUUCUGCACUGCGUCUGAUUAUAUUCCUCAAUACUCCGAUACCGCUAUAGCUGCUGGAUUAAACCUCGAUGAUCGCAUUCCGGCAACCAUCAUAACUGGGUUCCUUGGCUCCGGCAAGACCACUCUGUUAAAUCACAUAUUGACAUCAAAUCACGGAAAGCGAAUUGCGGUGAUUGAAAAUGAGUUUGGUGAGGUAGACAUUGAUGGUUCAUUAGUUGCUAGCCACUCCUCUUCCAAUGAGGACAUUGUCAUGGUUAAUAAUGGAUGUCUAUGUUGCACAGUUAGAGGAGAUCUUGUUAAAAUGCUCUUGGAGUUGGUUAGGAACAGGCGAGAUAGUUUUGAUCAUAUAGUUAUAGAAACCACAGGCCUUGCAAAACCUGGUCCUGUCAUUGAAACAUUUUGUUCAGAUGAGCUGCUUUCAGGAGAGGUGAAACUCGAUGGAGUUGUUACUUUAGUUGAUUCAAAGCAUGCCAUGCAACAUUUAAAUGAGGUGAAGCCUAGAUUUGUGGUCAAUGAAGCAGUGGAGCAAGUUGCAUACGCAGAUCGUAUUGUUCUUAACAAGAUAGAUUUGGUAUCAGAGGCUGAGCUGGAGGCAUUGCUUCGAAGAAUCAAGCUUAUCAAUGGGAUGGCUCAAAUAAAGCAAGCCAGGUUUGGGGUGGUGGACAUGGACUUUGUUCUAGGAGUGGGAGGUUACGAUCUUGACAGAAUUGAGUCAGAAGUUCAAUCAGAAAAUUCCCAUUGUGUCCAUGGACAUGAAUCUGGUCAUGAUCAUCACAAAGGACACCAUCAUGAUCACGUUCAUGAUUCUGCCGUCUCCAGUGUUAGUAUUGUCUCUGAGGGCACCUUAGACUUGGAUGAGGUGGAUGAUUGGAUCGAAAGACUUAUUGAAGAAAAGGGAGAUGAUUUAUAUAGGCUUAAAGGAGUUCUAUCUGUGAGCGGCUCUGAAGAACGUUAUGUUCUACAGGGUGUGCAUUCAAUUUUGGAUGGCUGCCCAGGGAAGACAUGGGGGCCGAAUGAGAAAAGGAUCAGCAAGCUGGUAUUUAUUGGAAGAAACUUGGAUGAAACCGCUCUUAGGAAGGGAUUUAAGGGUUGUUUAGUGUAAGGGGUGUGUAUACUUGUAGACGCACUAAAAUGACUAAUCACAUAUAGUUUGCUUGUGGUCGGCCGAGAGACAUCUUCCCCAGGACUUGAAAACUUUCACCAACCCCCAUGUGAUGCAAUGCAACCUAUAUAUUUUGUUUAGGAAAGAGGGGUGAAACUCCUACUGUUUGAAGUAUCUCGGUCUGCAAUCAACCCUUCAAUAUAUACUGAUGCAAUUGAAAGAUGCUGAUGAAGAUCUGGGAGCCGCUUUUGUUUUGUGUCUGCUAGGCAUGUCUUUGAUUGGAUUACUGAUGAGGCCUAGAAUUGGAUUCCCUUGAUUUCUUUCUGGGUUUUUUGCCUAUAUGCUCUGUAUGUAAGUUCUUUCUUGCAUUAUGUCUGAUUUGUAUAUCCUCGUUGGUUUUUGCCGCUAUUUUUUCUGGUGUAUUGUUCUCCUCCCAUAGUGCUAGAUUUCUUGCCUUCAAUUAUUCACAUGGCCUCGGAGGAUAGGUUUGACUUCCUGCUCGGGCAGUCAGUUUAUACUCUCUCCACCUAAAAGGAUUGUCUUAUUUAUAUUUUUUACUUUUAAUAUAAUUUGUACUAAGAUAAAAGUUCAAAAUCGAACUAGCCCAAAGCCUCGUG